AUGCAAGAUAGUUAUAGAAACCAUAUAAGAGAGUAUAAUAAAGAUAACCUUGAUAGUGGUAAAAGAAAAAUGAAUGAUGUUACACAUGAUUUAGAAAUAAAUGAUGUGAAUGAAAUAAGCAUGGAAGAUAAUAUAUUGAAUGAAGUUGUUAAGUUAAAAAGUGAUCUGGAAAAAGCAUUAAUAGAAAAUAAAGAAUUAAAAAAUAAAUGUAAUGAAGAUCGAGAACGAUUAGAUUUGUUGUCAUUAAAAAAUAAUUCUCUUUUAAAUGAAAUAUGUGAAGAAAAGGAGAUGUUAAAAAUAGAAUAUAAUAAUUAUAAAAUGGAAUCUGUAAAAGAUAUUAAAAGACUACAAGAUGAAUUAGAUAAAAAUGUAAUUAUGUUAAAUUGUUUAAAAGAUGAAAUAUUAUUUAAAGAAGAAGAAUUAAGAAAAGCAGAAAUUAUUGAAAGACUUUAUAAACAAGAAAGUGAAUUAAAUGAAGAAAAAGAUAUGAAAAUAAAAAAGUUAGAAAAUUUAUUAAAUCAAGAAAUAUAUUUAAAAAAUGAUAAAGAAGAAAAAGAUAAAAUUAAUCAAGAAGAAAUAAAUGAAAAAUUACAAUUACUUAAUAAUGAUUUAGAUAAAAAAAAUGAAGAAUUAAAUAUUUUAAAUAAAAAAUAUGAUAAUUUGAAAAAAACAAAUAUUGAUAUACAAAAGAAAAUAUGUUUCUUAAAAGAAGAAAUUGAUUAUUAUAAAAAUAAUGAAAAUAGUUUUAUUAUGCAGAAUAUAUUUAAUGCAGAAAAUAAUUUAGAUGAUAGUAUUUUUAAAAAGAAUUUUAUGAAAAUAUCUGUCUUAUAUAAUGUAUUAUUUAAAAUUGUUGUAUAUGAUCAAAGAAAUUUAUUUGAAAAAGAAAAAAUUCUAUAUUCUUUAGAAAAAGAAAAUACACAUUUUUUAAAAAAAAUUGUAGCAGAUGAAAUUUAUUGUUUAUAUUUAAAAGAUUGUAUUAGUAAAAUUAAUUUAACAUAUCAAAUAGAUUUACAUAAACAAGAAAAGAAAUAUAUGUUAUUAAAUUCGGAAUAUGAUGAACUUUAUAAUAAAUUCAUAGAAGAAAAAAAAGAAAAUUUAUUAUUAAAUGAAACAUAUGAUAAAAUUAUUUUUAAUCAAAAAAGUGAAAUAAAUAAAUUGAAAAGUCAUAUUUCUAUUCAAAAUAAAGAUAAAGAAAUAUUAACAAAAUAUAUUGAUAAUUACAUAACAUAUAUUGAAGAUUCAUAUCAAAAAUAUUGUAUUCUGAAUAAGGAAUAUAAAAAUUUAGAAGAAAUGCUUCAUGACCUGGAAGAAAAAAAUAAAAGUUUAAUUAUAUUAGUUAAUCGAAUGGAAGAUAAAUAUCUAAUUGAAAAUAAUAAUAAUAAUAUUAAUGAGUUACAUAUGGAUAAUAUAAAAAUAAUGAAAAAUAAUUUAAAAGAUAAAGAUAUUAAAAUUUUUGAACUGGAAAAUAAAAAUUUAGAAUUAAUCAAAACUAUUGAUAAAUUAAAUGAUGAUAUUUUAAAAAAAAAUACAAAUAAAGAAUAUAUAGAAGUUGAAUCAGGAAAAAUGAAGGAUUUGUGUUUCGAUUUAAAAGAUAUCUGUUCAAAAUUAGAAUUAGAAAUUAAAGAAAAGAAUUUUAUUAUAGAUGACUUAACAGAUAAAUUAAAUCAAUCUGAGAAAAAAAAUAAAGACAAUCAAGUUAUAUUAGAAUUAUCAGAAUUUAGAAUACAAAAUUUUAAUGAUAAUGUAAAAUAUUUUACUAGUAAAGUGAAUGAAUUAAAUGACAAAUUAACCAUCAAAGAUGAAGAAGUAACACGGUUACAUGAUUAUAAUGAAAAAAUAAAUCAAGAGAAGGAAAAUUUAUUUUAUGAAAAUGUGCAUAUUUUAGAACAGUUAAAAAAAUUACAGAUGGAAAAUGAAAAAUUGAGAAAACAAAAUGUUAUUAUAAAGAAUGAAUUAAAUAAGAAUGGUAUUCAUUUGGAUGAAGAUAAAUAUAUGGAUAAGAUAAUGUGUGAAGGAGAUGUCUACAAUAGGAAAGACAGUAUGAUGAAUCAUAUUUCUAAAGAACAAAAGGAUGAAAAUGGUAAAUAUAUAAUCACCAGUAAUAAUAAUAAUAAUGACAACAUUAAUAACAACAUUAAUGACAACAUUAAUAACAACAUUAUUAACAGUAAUAAUAAUAGUAGUAGUUCAAAUUUGUUGAUGAAUAGUAGAUCCUUUCAAUAUCAUAAAUCCCGAAAUUAUACAGACGAUGAUAAAAACGAUUUAAUCAUAAAAAUUGACAAAUUAACAGAUGAAAAUAUUUUAUUAAUUAAAGAAAAUGAAGAAGUUUUUGAUAAAUUACAAAUUGUGUCCAAUGAAAAUAUUAAAAUAAAAAAUGAAUUAAUGCAUACCAAAUCAGAUGCAGAAAAAUAUGUGUUCCAUUUAGAAUAUGAAAAAAAAGAAAAAUUAAAAUAUAAAAUGUUAUCAAUACAAAGGAAAAGACAAUCAUCCCAAAUCAAAAGAAAAUUUCAUACAAUGAUGGAAAGAGUAAAAGAUUUAGUUUCUAAUAUUAAACAAAUAGAUAAAGAAAAUAAAAGAAAUGAUAUGAAUAAUUCUUUUUUCGUUUCCUCUUCUUCUGGUUCGUCUUAUGAAAAAUUAAACCAAUCCAAUGAUGAUUUAUUAUCUGCUAAUGAAAAUACUAAUACCCAAUUAAUGUUAUCAUCAAUAGGAAAAUCUAGAAAAAGUAGGAAUAAUAAUACAAGUAUAGAUGGAAAACAUAGUUUUUAUAGUAAAUCAACUAAAGUGUUAAGAUUAUCAGAAGAUAUGAUGAAAGAUUUCAAUAUAUUCCAUGUUGACAAAAUAAAAAAGAAGAAAAAGCAAAAUAAUAUUUCUAAUGCUUUUACUAGAAAUGAAACACAAGAAAAAAUAUUAUCUGAUCAUAUUAAAAGUAAAAAAUCUAAAGCAAAGGUAGGAAAGGGUAAAAAAAUGUAUAUGAAAAUACGUAUGCACCGAUUUUCUAUAUGUAGCAAUUUCCGAAUUAAUUUAAAAAAAUAUAAGCAUGCAUAUAAAGAGCUAAAUAAUACUUUAUGUUUUUUAAAUCAAAAGAAAAAUGAUAAUUUAAAUAUGAUACAUCAUAAUAUACACUCGAAAAAUGCUAAAGGUUUAGAUACUUUUUAUUCUUUACCAAAUAGUGCUGAUUCGAAAAUAUUUGUUGAUGACGAAUUAAAUGAGAAGAAUGAGGAAUAUGAUAAGCUGGUGAACGUAGGAAAGAAACGACGAAGAAAUAUGAAAGAUAUGAAUAAUAAUUUAAAUAAUGAUAUUUUAAUAUUCGAAUCUGAAAAAAUUAUAAACGAUCUUAAUUAUAUUAAACGAAAAUAUGAUUCGAAAGUUAAAGAAACACUAAAUAUGCAGAAAAAACUAAUGAAUAAUGAAAAGGAAUUAAAUAAUACUAAUAUUAAAUAUGAGAAUUUAUUAAAUGAACAUGAUACGUUGAUAUCUGAUAUAAAAGAAAGAAGUGAAAAACUUUCCAAUAUAGAAAAAAAUUAUAAUUUGUUAUUCGAAAAAUAUAGUGAAACACAAGAUGAAAUAAAAAUGCAUGAACAAAAAACACAUGAAAUUUUUAAUGAAUGUAAUGAUUUAGUAGAAUAUAUGAAAAAGAAAGAAAAUAAAAUUAAAGAGGUUGAUGAAAAUCUUAAAAAAAUCGAAAUAAAAUAUCAAGAAGAAAAAGAGAAAAAUGAUAUUUUAACAAAAGAUAAUAUUUCAUUAAAUAAUUUAAGUUCUAAAUAUAAAGAAGAUAUAGAAUUAUAUAAUAAGAAAUUAGAAAAUAUGCAUACUGAAUUAAAAUUAAGAUUAAGUAGAAUUGAAGAAUUAGAAUUAAUUCAAAAGAAUACAGAAAAUGAAAUGUAUUAUUUAAAAUCAGCUACAUAUAAAUAUGAUAUAAAUUUAAAAGAAGCACAUGAUGAAUUAAAUCGAACUAGUGAACAUACUAUGAAAUUAGAAAAGAAAUUAAAAGAAUGUGAAUUAAGUAUUGAUGUCUAUAAAGAACAAAUUAUAAAUAGAGAUUAUAUGUUAUAUUUUGUGAAUGAUUGUUAUAAAAAAAAAGAAUAUUUUUUUAAGCAUUUAAAAAGAAGAAUUCAAGGAUUUAAUAAAGCUUUCAUAGAAUUAUUUGAAAAUAUAGAAAUGAAAGAUAUUAACAAAUUUAUGGAAUUACACCAACAUUUGGAGUUUAAUGAUAAUGAAUAUAAAAAAAAUGUUUUAACAUUUCAACUAAAUAAAAAUAAUAAUAAUUUAAAUAAUCAACACCACCAACACAACAACAAAAAUAAUAAUAAUAAUAAUAAUAAUAUAAAUCAUAAUAAUAUAAAUCAUAAUGGUAACUUUAGUAGUAAUUAUCAUAACAAUUAUUAUAAUAAUAAUUUAGAUGAUGUCAUGAAAAGUUUAGAUACCAUCGAUGAAUUAAACAUGAAAUACGAAGAAGAGAAAAAUGAAAUGCUAAACAGAAUUAAUGAAGUAGAAAAUAAAUUAAAAAUAAAAAUGAAUGAAAAUAAUUUAUUAUAUGAAAAAUAUGAAAAUAAUAUGAAAGAUAUAUUAAUAGAAAGGGAUGAAAGAGUUUCUGAUUGUUUAAUUUUAUCUGAAGAUGUGAAAAAAAAAAAUAAUGAAAUUAAUAUAUUAAUGAAAGAAUUAGAUGAGAAAAAUUUUGAAUGUAAUGAAAUACAUAUGAAAUGUAGCUUUUUAAUAAAUGAAGUAAAAAAUUUAGAAAAAUCUAAAUCUCAUUUAAAUGAUAAAUUAAAAGAUAUAGAAAUACAUCAAGAAGAACAAAUUGAAUAUUUAAAAAAAGAAAAUAAUUAUUUAAAAGAAGAUAUAUAUAAUAUUAAAAAUGUGAUACAUAAUUUAGAUGAAGAAAUUGUAAAAUUAAAAGAAACAAUACAUGAUUUAAAUGAUGAAAAAUGUUGUUAUGAAAAUGAAAUAGAAAAAUUAAGAGAUAUGUUAGAAGAAGAAAAGAAAUUUAAUGAUAUGUUAAAAGAGAAUGAACAGAAUUUUAUAAAAGAAAUAAAAGAAGCACAUUUAUAUGCUAUUAAAAAAGAAGAAGAAAUUAAUUCAUUCAAAUUAAAUUAUGAAUUGGAUGAAAAAAAAUACAUUGAUGAAAUUGAUAAAUUAAAAAAGAAAAAUGAAGAAUUUAAUAAUUCUAUAAAAAAUCAACGAAAAGUUGUCUCUGAUUUAGAAACAAAAAUGUUAGAAUAUAAUGUGUUAUUAGAUAAAAAUACAAGUAUGAAAAUGUUAGUUCAAGAUUUAGAAAAUAAAAUUGAUGAUUUAAUUAAAGAUAAUGAAAAGUUAUGUAUUGAUCUUAAAAAAGAAAAAUUAAUAAGUCAUGAAAAGGAAAAAAGUAUAUUAUCGUUAAAUGAAGAUAUAAAAUUGUGUGAACAUAAAAUUAUGGAACAUGAUACCAUUAUGCUAAAAUUAAAAGAUGAAAAAGAAAAACUUAAUCAAGAAAUCCUAAUAUUAAAUGAUAUAAAAAAAAACAAAGAUCAUAUUAUUGAAGAAUUAGAAAAUAAUUUAAGAAAAGCUGUAUUUGGUGAUAUUAAAAUUAAUGAACUAGAAAAAACGAAAUUAGAACAUAAAAUUUUUACAGAACAAGAUUUAGGAUUCAACAAUAAUGAUCAUAAUAUAAAUGAUUUAUAUAAUUCUAAAAUAUGUAUAUUUAAUAAUAGUUAUAAUACAAAAAGCAAUAAAAUGAAUAUUGAUGAAUUGAAAAAAUAUAGCUUAUAUUUGAAAGAAGAAAAUGAUUUAAUAAAACAUGAAUUAAGAAAAUUAAAAGACAAAUCAAGUAUUGAUGAACAUAAAUAUAAAGAAAUUGAACGAAGUGUUGAAAAAAGAGAUGAAAUAAUUCAUAAAAUGAAUAAUGAAAUUCUUAUGUCUAAUGAUAAAAUAAAAGAUUUAGAAAAAGGAACGAAACAACUUAAUUCGGAAUUAUAUGCUAUAAAUGAAUUGUUAGCUAUUAGAAGUGAUGAAUGUAAAGAAUUAUCUAAUGAAUUAUAUGAAUUAACAGAUGAAAAAAAUAAAUUAAUUAUACAAAAUGAAGUUUAUCAAAAACAAAUCGAAUAUUUUAAAGAACAAAUAGAUGAUAAAACACAAUUAUUAAAUGAUCUAGAUAUGAUCAAGUUACAACAAGAAAAUAAUGAAUAUGAUAAAAAUGUUCUAAUAAAUAAAUAUAAUAAAGCUUUAAAUAGAUAUUAUAAAAUUUGUUCUAAUAUUAUAUAUUAUAAGAAAUAUUUAGAAAAAGAGUUAAGUUCGAAAAAUAAUGGAACAAAUUUGAAUGAUGAUAUAUCCUCUUUGAAUAAUUCAUUCAAUAUUGAAGAUAAUAAUAAAAUGACUAUGUUUGGUGUUAAAAAUAAUAUGAAUGAUAUGAACAAUAUGAACAUUAUGAACAUUAUGAACAGUAGUAAUAAUUCUAUUAUACAUUUAGACACCAUGUGUAAUUUAAAUGAUACAAAUCAAGUUACUGAAUAUGUAAAUGAAUUUUUGAAAUGUGUUCGAUUAUUAAUAUUUAAGAAAAGGGUAUUUGAGUCCAAGUUAGAAAGUGCUGAAAAGAAAUAUAAUAAUUUUAAAGAUAAAUUAAAAGAAGAAAAAGAUGUAAUAAAUGAUUUAAAGAAAAAAUUAAGACAAAGUCAAGAAUAUCACCCAAAUUAUAAUAAUAAUAAUAAUAAUAAUAAUAGUAAUAAUUAUAAAAAUAUGGAGGAACAAGCUUAUUAUGAAAAUAAAAAGGAAGAUAGUUUUGAUAAGAAUAAUUUCUCUAUGAAUUACAAAGAAUUAAGUUCACAGAUAUUAUUAAAAGUAGCAGGUAAAAAUGAUAUGAUUGAAGAAAAUGAUUAUAUGAUUUUGAAAUAUGAAAAUGAGAAAUUAAUAGAAGAAAAUAAAUACCUAAAUGAUCAAAUAAAUAAUUUAUUUACAUUACAAAGUAGUUUUAAUAAAUUAAAUAAAAUAAAAGAGCCAGACGAGAAAGGAAAUGUUAAUAAUAAUAAUAAUCAUCACAAUGUGGAUAAUCAUUUUAAUAACAGCGCCGCAGAAUAUACAUAUCUGAAAUUUCAAGUAAAUACUAUAACUAACGAAUUAAAUAUAUAUAAAAAUAAAAAUGAAUAUUUAAUGAAAAAAGCACAAAAUUAUGAAGAUAUUAUAAAUAAUUUACAAAAAGAAAUUAUUCAUAUUAUAGAUAAACAAAAAGAAUGUGAUGAAGAAGUAUAUAAGAUGGAAAAGGAAUUAGAAAAGAAAAAUGAACAUAUCGAUAAUUUAGUAAAGAAAAGACAAAAAGAUCAAGAAAAUCUAGAUAUAGAAUAUUCUAAAGCUAUCAAAUUAGAAAAUGAAUUUUUAUCAUUAAAUGAAGAUAUAUUUAAAAAAGAUGAACAUAUUAAAGAAUAUGAAGAAUUAGUUAACAAAUUAAAUGAAGAUAUUAAAAUUCAUAUGAAAGAAAAAGACGAAUUAAAAGAAUAUGCUGAAGAUUUAAAAAAUAAAUAUGAAUUAUUUGAAAAGAAAUAUAAUAAUUUAUUACAUGAUGUUAUUGAAAAUGAAAAUGAAAAUAAAUGUGAAUAUGUGAACAAAAAUGAUUAUAUAAAUAAGAAUGAAAAAAAGAAUUCGUUAUCUACCAAUGAAAAGAAAGAAACCCAAUCAUUAAUUAAUAAAUUAAAAAAUUAUGAUGUGAUGAUAACAGAUUUAAUGAAUGAAAAAGAUAUGCUGUUAAAUAAAUAUAAUGAAUUGAAAAAUAUAUAUGAAGAAAAAAUAAAUAUAGAACAUGUGUUACAUAAUGAAAUAAAUGAAUUAAAGAAAGAAAAUGAAUACUUAAAUAAUACGAAAACAUCUUUAAAUAAACAAGUUGAUGAUUUAAUUAAAGAGAAUGAUGAAUAUAAUAAAAAAUGUAUUCAUUUAGAUAAUGAAAAAAUAGAUUUAUAUAAGAAAUUUGUCAAAGUAUCUGAGCAGUUAAAUCAUAUAAAUUCCUUAGAUAAAUAUGCAAAUAAUAAAAUGGGAGAAAUCAAAAAAUCAAGUGAUAUAAGAAAUACAUUGAAAGAAAAUGAGUUAAAUGAAAAACCAAGUGUAUCAGGAAGAAUAUCAAGUCAUACAAAUAAAUAUGAUAAAGAUGUAUCAAGUAAUAAUGUACAUCAUAUGAAUAAUAUGAGUGUGAAAUCAUUAGAAGAUCAUCAUGAUGAUAUUAUGGAAAAAAUGAAAAAUGAUAUGAACGAUUUAAGCAUAGAAAAUGAUUUACUAAAAGUAAAGAUUAACGAACUAGAACAAUUAAAUAGUAAUAUAUUUAAUGAUAAUAAAGAUUUAAUAAAUAUUAUAUCAAAUAUCGAAAAUGAUAAAAAAGGUAUUUCUGAUUCGAAGGAAAAUAAUAUGAAUAUGUUAGACAUGAAAGAUAUACAUAAUAAUUAUGAGAAUUUGUUAAUGGAAAAUAAAUUAGAAAAACAAGUAAAUGAAAAUUUGAAAUUAGAAAUAUAUAAUCUUAAAAAUAAAGUUAAUGAAUAUAAUAUGAUAAUUAAUAAAAAUUCACAUUAUGAAGAAAGUAAUAAAAGAGCAAAGAAUUAUUUAUAUUAUUUAAAUGAUAAAAUAAAAAGUUUUAUUAAAAUAUUUAGUACAACAAAUAACAUGAAUUAUGAUCAUUUGAAAUCUGAAUUGAAGAAAAUCAAAUUAAAUAAUUUAAUGAUUAUUCAAGAUAAUUUUAAUUCAUUAAAUGAUAGUACUAGUAGUAGUAAAUUAUCUAAAAGAAAUAUAUCUUCUUCCAGUAAUUAUUCUUUAGAAGAUGAUGAUGAUAAUAGUAGUAUAUGCUCAAAAAUGAUUGUAAAUUUUUUUACAUUAUAUAAAGAAGCAACAGCUAAAAAUUAUGAUAAUAUGAAAAGCUAUGAUAAUUAUAAAAAUGAUAUUGUGAUUAAUAGAAGUGAAUUACAAAAUGUGUAUAAAUAUAUAAUUAAACUAAAAGAAAAUUAUAUUAAAAAAUGUGUACUGGUAGAUAAUCAGAACAUAAUGAUUCAAGAAUUAAAUAAACAAAUAUUUACGUAUUCAGAACAAAAUAAAAAAUAUCAUGAUGAACAAAAUGAAUGGAAAAAUAAAGUAAAUGAUAUAAUAAAUGAGAAUUUAAUAAAGAUGGAAUCUUUUUCAAAAAUACAUAACAAUUUAUUAAAUAAACUUGAAGAAGAAAUAAAUAAAAAUAAUAAAUUAUCAAAUGAAUUAUAUAUCCAAAAUGAACAAAAUAAAUUGUAUCAAGAAAAUGAAAUGAAAAUUGAAAAUGCAUUAAACAGAAAUAAUCAAAUAGAUAAUAUGGAUAAAGAAUCAAAUAGUAAUUUAAAGAAAAUAUCUAUCUUAUUAGAUGAGUAUAAAGAAAUUAUUGAAACCAAUUCAAAAUUAUUAAUAAGAAAUAAUAAUAUUUUGUUAGAAAAUAAUACAUUAAAAGAUAUUAUUGGUAAAAUGGAUAAGGAUAUAAAUAAAUUAAAUUAUCAAUUAAAAGAAAAAAAUAUUUUAAUUGAAGACAAAAAAAAAAAAGCAAAUAUAAAUCCUAAGGAAUUAAAAAAUAAAUAUACAAAUAUAAAUCAUAACCAAGGAAAUACUCUAAAUAAUAUAAACCAUAAAUUAAAUGAUAGAGAUGAGGAAAACAGUACAACAAAUAUUUUAAAUGAUAACAAAAAAGAUAAGAAUAAUGAUGAACGUAUAAAUGAAUAUGAAGAAAUCAUUUUAAUUAUUGAGAAAAAAAAUAAUGAAUUAGAAAAUAAUUGUCAAAAUUUAAAAAAAUCAAAUAGUGAAGUAUAUAAUAAGUAUAAUAAAUUAGUAUAUGAAUAUGAUUCAUUAAAAAAAUUUAUAAAAGAGAAGGUAAAGAAUAAUGAAUAUAUAGAUAUUGAUUUAAGUCAAUUUGAACAACAUAUCAAAAAAGACAUAUAUGAAAAAUUUGGAGAGAAAAAUAAUAAUAGUCAAAAUGAAUUAAGCAAUAUAAAUAAAGAUGUUAUUUUACCAUCUCUUAUAUCAUUUAAUCGUUAUGAUAUAAUGAAAAUAUCUGAUCGUGUGAAUUCUAUAGAACUAUUAAAUGAUGAUUUGUUGAAUAAUAAGGAAUUAAAAGUAUAUAUAAGUUUAAUAAAAAGGGACAUUGAAAAUAUGUUAAAUGAACACAAUUAUCAUAAUGAUCACAAUUAUCAUAAUCAUGGUAGUGGAUCUAUUCCAUAUGAGGAUAAUAACAUUUCAAAAAUAAAUAAAGACGAUUUAAUAGAAAAAUUAAAACAAAAAGAUUCGGAAAUUAAAGAAUAUGAAAAUAAACUUGAUAAUAUGAAUAUAUACGUUAAUAAAAAAGAAAGAGAAAUCGAGAAAUUAAAAGAAAUAUAUGGUGAUCCAUUUUCUAUUAAUAAAAAUUCAUAUAUAAGUAAUUCAAAUAAUAAUGAUAACAAAAGAAAUAGUACUAACAUAUCAGAGAAACAUUUCCAAAUAAAAGAAGAGUAUAAAGAAUUAUUAAACGAAUACAAAUUUUCCUUAAACUUAUUAAAUGAUACCAAAAACAAAUUAGACACACUCAAAAGAGAAAAGAAGGAUAUGGAAAAAUUAAAGGAAUUACAAAUUCAAGAUAAAGAUUAUAUUAUACAAAAUUUAAAAGGAAUAAAUAGGGAAUUAGAAAAUAAUUUAAAUGAAAUAAAAAAAUCAUUCAAUGAAAAAAUAUUAGAAAAAGAAAAUAUUAUAGAAAAGAAUAAUGAUUUAAUAAAUAAUUUAAAUGAAGAAAUUAUUGUUUUGAAAUCUAUUAAAAUAAAAAAUAAUAAUUUUAUUAAAGAAUUGGAAUUACAAAUAAAGAAUUUAAAUAAUGAAAUCAAUACAUUAAAUGAUAUGUUAAAAGAUUCGGAAGAAGAAAUUAUCAUUCUUAACCAUACCUUAGAAGAAAAACAAAACGAAUGUGUAAAAUUACGUAAUAAAUUAGAACAGAAUUAUUUACAUAUAUCAAAUGAGGAUAAAUAUGAUAAAUCACCAGGUUCAUAUAAUAAUAAUAAUAAUAAUAAUAGUGAUGAUGAAAUAAAUGAAACUCGCAGGAGACAGGAAAACCAAAUUGAUGAUUUAAAAAGAAAAAGUGUAUUACAAAGUAAUGAACAAUAUAAAAAAAUGAAUGAAUUAAGAAGAGAUUUAAACAAUUCUUUUUCAAGUUAUAACAAACUAAAAUUUGAUAGUGAAAAACAAAUCGAAGAUUUUAAAGAAGAGGCAAAUAAUUUAAAAUUCUACAUUAACAAAAUCGAAGAAGAAAAUAAAAAAAAAGAAGAAAAACAUGCAUUAAUAGAAGUAGCCAUAAAAGAAAUGGAUAAAGAAAUAAAUAUAUUAAAAACUCAACUUGAAGAAAAAAAUGUUUUUAUAAAUGAUAUACAAAAUACCUUGGAAGAAAAAAAGAAGACUCUUGAAUAUUUAGAAGAAGAUAUUAAAAUUGUACAACAUAUUAUAAUGAAAUAUGUACAAAAAUUAAAUUCUCUUAAAGAUAUCGAACAAUUAAUUGAUGAAUUAAAUGAAAACGAAUUAAAAACAAACGAAUUAAAAACAAACGAAUUAAAAACAAACGAAUAUUUCACAUUUAUAAAAGAUAUUUUUAUAAGUAUUCAUCAGAAUUAUAUGAAAGAAGAAUUAAACAGAAAAGAACAAAUGAUUAUAAAUGGACAAGGGUUAAUUAAAGAAAAUGAAGUAAUACAAUUAGAAGAAAAAUUAAAAGAAUUAACACUAGACAAAAAUAGAUAUGAUAAAGAUAUUAAAAAUCAGAAAGAUGAAUUACGUCAUAUAAUUGAUAGAAAGGAUUCUUAUGAAGAGGAAUUAAAUCAUAUUAUAAACGAAUUAGAAAUAAAAAGAGAAGAAAUUAAUCAAAUGAAUAAUAAAUUGAAUGAAUUAAAAAAUAUUCAAAAUGAAAAUAAACGUAAAGUUGAAGAUAUAAAAACUAAAGAAGGAGAUUUAAAAUAUAAAGAAGAAGAAUUAAAAUAUCGGGAAGAGAAUUUAAAACAUAAAGAAGAAGAAUUAUUAAUUAAAAAUGAAAAUUAUAUGAAUAAAGAAAAAGAACUUAUGAAAAGUAAAGAAGAGUUAAUUGUUCGAGAAAAUGAUUUAAUAAAAAAUAAAGAAGAUUUAAUAGAUAAAACAAAUGAAUUGAUGUUGAAAAGAGAAGAAUUACAAAAGGAUAAAAUACAUAUUGAUGAAUUAAAAAAUGAUUUAAUGUUAAAAUUUGAGAAAUUAUAUAAUGCACAAAAUGAUAUUAAAGUUAAAGAAACGAAAUUGAAAAAAAUAUAUGAAAAAUUAAAAGAUCAUAAUAUAAUUGAAUUGUUUGAUAUAAAUAAUAGGGAUGACAAUAGUAAUAUAAAAAACCAUACUUCAAAUAAUAUAAAUAGUGAUAUAAAUAAUGAUAUAAAAAACAAUACUACAAAUAAUAUAAAUAAUAUUAAUAAUAUUAACAAUAUUAACAAUCGGUUAUCAUUAAAAAGGUUGGGAAUACUUUUAGGACUUGAUGAAAUAGGAGAUGAAAAUGAACUUGAUUUUCAUUUUGAUAAAGAAAAUGAAAGUUUAAAUUUAGACUCUCUUGAAUAUACAACAUAUUUUAACGAAUUCAAAAAGAGAAUUAAAAAUUUAAAAAACAAUUUAUUAAACAGAGAAAAGGAUGUUGAAAUAUACAAAAAGUCUUACGAAAUAGAAAAGAAAGAAAAAGAAAUUUACAAAAUCGAAUUAGAGAAAUUAAAUGAAUUAUUACACGUAGAACAAAUGAAUAGGAAAAAUCUAGAUUUAGAAUUAGAGAAAUAUAAAAGUGAAGAUACUCAUAUUGUAAAAUCCUUAAGAGAAUCUGAAGAAUUAUUAAAUGAAAAAAAUAAUAAAAUAUUAGAAUUACAACAAAAACUAAUUGAGACAUCAUAUGAAAUAAAUAUUAUGAUCGAUAAAAAUAAAAAUUUGAUAAAGGAAAAAGAUAAAGAUUAUGAACAGAAAAUUGAUAAUUUGAAUUCUAUUAUUAAUGAUUAUGAAAAAGAAAUAAAAGAAAUGAAUAAAGAAAAAUUAAAACUUACCAGAAAAUCUAUUGAAAAAAUGAUUGAUGAUGGAGAAGAUAUUAAAAAAUUGAAAAUCGAUUUGGAUGAAGCACAAGAAUUAAUAUUAGAUUUAAAAGAAAAGAAUGAAGAAUUAAAUAAUAUAAAUAUUGGAUUAAUAAAUUCUAAUAAAGAUAUGAGGUUAGAUAUUGAUGUAUUACUAUCAAAUGUUGACAAUUUGAAUAAAGAAAACAUAUUAAGUGAAAAGAAAAUGAAUGAAGAUGAACAAAAAUAUAAUGAAUUAAAGAUGGCAUAUGAUCAAAAAGUACAUGAGUUUAAUAAAUUAUAUAAUAUGCUUUCCAUAAAAAUGAAAAACAAAUUUGAUUCAGAAAAUGAUAUGGCACAAACUUAUACAAAUGAUAAUGUUAAUAUGCAAAAAUCAAGAAAUAGUAUAAAUAAUAAGUAUGGUAUGAAUGAUUAUGAAAAUGAUACGAUAAUUGCUUUAAACGAAAAGAACAUGAUAAUUGAAUCUUUGAAUGAAAAAAUUGCACAUUAUGAAGAAGAAAAUUAUAAAAAAGAAGAACUCGUUAAUAAGUAUAAAAAUAUGAUAAACGAAUUAUCAAACAAGAUACACAUUUUUGAAGAUAAUUUAGAUUUUUUAAUAAGUUUGAAUGAAUUUAUAAAAACGAAUAAUUUUACUUAUGAAAAUAUAUUAGAUAUAUUAAAUAAUUCAAUUUUAUAUAAAAAAGUAUUAAGUAAAAUCUUGGUUGAAAAUCAAUUUUAUAAAUAUAUUAUAUCUAUUAGAGAUUGGUUAUUUGAAAUUAUAAAAUCAAAAAGUUAUAGUAAUAGUAAUAAUUAUAACAAUAAUAAUAACAAUAUUAGUAAUAAUAGUAAUACGAGAGAAUCUGUAUUACGAAUGAGUUUAAGGAAGAAAGGUAAUUUUAAAAGAACAGCAAGUGUAACAUCGAAUAUUUAUAAUGAUUUGUUUUUAAGCGAAAAUGUUUUGUCAGCUGAAAAGGAGAAUGAUGAAAUAAUGAAUAGUUUUAAUAAAAACUUUAAAGUUAUUGAGGAUGAUUUUAACAGUUUUGAAAAUAUAUGUAUUGAAUUAAAUAAUUUGUUUAUAGAGGAAGAUUGGAAUAAUAUAUUUAUAAAAUUAAACAUUUUAGAAAAUCAAUUUAAAAAUAUUAUAAAUUUAAUUAUACAUGAAAUGAAGAAAAUAAAUAAGAAAUUAAAUAAUAAUAAUAAUGAAAAAUUGGAAUUAAAGAAGAGUGUAAAAAUAUUGAAGAAAAGAUUAAAUUCAAUAUCUAAUGAUCUUGAAAAGCGUACAGAAGAAGUAGAACAUUUAAAUAUUGCCUUAACCAAGGAAUGUGCAGAAAAGGAUAUAUUAUUAAAUCAAUAUGAAGAUAUAAAAAAAACUUAUAAACAAUUAAAUGAACAAUAUAAUGAACAAAUUAUAUUAAUUCAAAAGAAUGAAUAUGAACUAAAAUCCUUAAAUGAUCAAUUAUUGUUAGAAAAAAAUGAAAAUCAAAUAAAAACAGAAAAAAUUAAUAAAUUAUUAAAUAGUGACUUGAACCAUUUCAAUACUUCAUUAGACAAAUCUGCAUAUCAAUUAUCUGAAUUAAACAAUGAAAAGAAAAAGAAUAAAAUAUUAUUGAAUGAAUUAGAGGAAAAAGAAAAAAUCAUUUCACAUUUACAAAAGGAUUUUGAAUCGAAUGUUGAAGUUAUUAAUGAGUUGAAAGAAUUUAACGAAAUGUUAAUUAACAAAUUGAAAAAAGAAGAAUAUAAAAAGGAGAAAGACAACAAUGUGUAUGAUAAAAUUAGUGACCAUAAUUAUAGUAAUAAUAAUGAUAAUAAUAGUAAUAAUAAUAUUAGUAAUCGUAAUAGCCAUAGCAACAACAACAACAACAACAACAACAAUAAUAAUAAUAAUAAUAAUAAUAGUUGGAAUAGUAAUAUGAAGUCUUUCCAUAAAUGUGAUAUACCUAAUAAUGAACAUUUAGAAGAUAUAAAUAGAAACGAAUUAAUGAUAAUAAUAAGCAAAUUAGAAAAUGAAAAUAAUAUCUUAAAAGAAGAAUUAGAAAUUAUAAGAAAUAAUUUUCAUAUAUUAAAAGAAAAGAAAAAUGAACUUGAAGAUAUUAUUAAUAGUCACGAUGUAACAUUAAAUAAAAGAGAAAUCGAACUUAAUGAUAUUCUGAUAGAGAAAGAGAAAAUAUUAGAACAGACCAAUAAAUAUAAAAUUAAAUGUAUACAAAUUAUUGAUAUAUGUUUUAAUCAAGAUUUUAAUAUAAUAGAUAUUCGUGAAAAAAUUAUAACCAUAUUUGAGAAUGAUGAUGAACAAAUUAUGGAUAUAAUUAAUUGUCACAAAAAUAUGUUAUCUAAUAGUAAUAGUAAUAGUAAUAGCAAUAGUAAUAAUAAUAAUAAUAAUAAUAAUAAUAAUAAUAAGUUAAACAUAUUACAGGAUGAAGAAUCUAGGAGUAAUAUUGAUGAAGAAAAAAUAUUACACAUGGAAGAAAUGAGUAAAAAAAAUGAAGAAUUAAUCAAAAAAAAUGAAGAAAUAUGGAAAUUAAACAAAUUUAUAGAAAAUUUAAAUAAAGAAAUUACAAAUAAAAAUUUUAUUAUUAUUUCAAAUCAACAAGAUAUUGAAAAUAAAAAUGAUAUAUUAGAAAAAAAUGAAACAUAUAUUAAUUUCUUAAAAGAUCAAAUUAAAUUAUUAUGUAAUAAUAUAGAUGAAAAUAAUUUAUUCGAUAUAAAUAAUGUUAAUUUAUCUCCAACUCUUCGAAGUUUUAUUAAAAGAAAUAGUGUCCGUCCAAAAAAUGCCUAUUCAUCAAAUAAUAAUAAAGAGGAUCCAUUUUUUGAUGAUAUGAUAUAUAAUCAUAUGAAUAGUAUAAAUAAUAUAAUUAAUGAUCAAGAUUCACAAUUAAAAAAGAAAAGAAUUUCUGAAGCUAAUAGUACUAGCCAAGCACAUUAUAAUUUUUAUGAUGAAAAUGAAGUAAAACUAGAAGAAAUGAAUUUAAAAAUUGAAGAUUUAAAUGAUAAAUUAAAAACGUCUGAGAAUAAGAUAGUGAUGUUAAAAAAUGAAAAUAAUGAAUUAAUAGAAAGAUGUGAAUUUUUAAAAAAUGAAUUAAAAAAUGUACAAGGAACCAAAAGACAUUUAAUGUUAUGUGAGAGUAGAAUUAAUAUAUUAGAAAAAGAAUUAGAAGAUAAAAAAAAUAAAUUAGAAGCACAGAAUCAAACUGUUAAUGAAUGUGUUGAUAUAUAUGUUGAAGAAAAUUCAGAAAAUUAUAAUAAAAUUUUAGAAUUAAAAAAAUUAAAUGAAAAAUAUAAAAUUGAAAUUAAUGUUUUAAAUGAUGAAAUAACAAAACUAAAAAAUGAAAUCAAUACAUAUAAAAAUGAUUUAAAAAACAUUAAUGCUACACUAGAUUUUUAUAAAUCUACACAUGAUGAAUUAGUAAAUGAAUUUAGUAAAGAAGAAAUAAAUAAUGUAUAUUAUAUUAAAUUGUGUGAACAACUAAAACAAGAAAAUCAAAAUUUUAAACAACUUUUAGAUUCUCACGAAGAAAAUAAAAAUGAACUUUUAAAUAAUAUGAAACAAAUAAAAGAACAAUUAAAUAACUGUAUUAAAGAAAAUUAUGAAAUUAUUUUAGAUUUAGAAUUAUUGCAAAUGCAAAAUAAUUUAUUAAAAGAUAAUUGUAAUUAUUAUAAAGAAAGGGAACAUAUUUUAAUAAAUAAAUUAGAUCAGAAUAAUAAUAUAAAAAAUCUGAAAAUUGACGAAAAUAUUAAUGAAAAAAAUAUAAAAGAAUUUAUAAAUAAAUUAAAUCAACAAAUUAAUCAUUUACAAGAUGAUAUAAAUAGCAAAUCCGACAAUAUCAUAUCAUUGAAAUAUCAAAUUAAAGCAUUUCAUUAUGAACAAAUAUCAAAAGAAAAUAAUCAACCAUAUAAACAAAAUGAUAAUACAAUUCAAGAAAUUGUAAAUCUCAAUAAUAUUACAUAUAUACAAAAUAAUUUGUUUAUCUAUAUUAGUUUAUUUAAAAGUGUUCUUUUUAUUAUAAGUGAAAUACUCUUUUUUAUUGACCCAACAAAUAAUUUAUACUUUGAAAUAUUAACACUUUUAAAAUUAAAAGCUCAAAAUCAAUCCUACGUAGAAUUUGAUACUAUGAUAAAACAUGUGGAUAUUUCCCAGCAUGACUGUGAAAAUAUAUUUCAAUCUGUCCUUAAAUCGAAGACUAUAUUAAGAGAAAAAUUGCAACUAUUACAAUUAAAAAUUUGUUAA
Messenger RNA from Plasmodium reichenowi, 17232 nucleotides. RefSeq lists its product as hypothetical. Lineage: Eukaryota; Apicomplexa; Aconoidasida; Haemosporida; Plasmodiidae. The transcript has a single exon. The coding region runs from base 1 to 17232 and encodes 5743 amino acids. The record is from RefSeq and is a predicted model, not a curated record.